AUCCAGUUUGCUGACCAGAAGCAGGAAUUCAAUAAGCGCCCGACGAAAAUCGGCCGCCGCUCGCUGUCCCGCUCCAUCUCACAGUCAUCAACGGACAGCUACAGCUCAGCUGCCUCCUACACCGACAGCUCCGACGAUGAGACCUCCCCCCGAGACAAGCAGCAGAAGAACUCCAAAGGCAGCAGUGAUUUCUGUGUGAAAAACAUCAAACAGGCAGAAUUUGGGCGUCGAGAGAUCGAAAUCGCUGAGCAAGAAAUGCCUGCACUGAUGGCAUUGAGGAAGAGAGCUCAGGGAGAAAAGCCACUGGCUGGGGCCAAGAUUGUGGGCUGCACACACAUCACAGCCCAGACAGCGGUCCUGAUGGAGACCCUGGGUGCACUGGGGGCCCAAUGCAGGUGGGCUGCAUGCAACAUCUACUCUACCCUCAAUGAAGUGGCUGCUGCCCUCGCUGAGAGCGGAUUCCCCGUCUUCGCUUGGAAAGGAGAAUCUGAAGACGAUUUCUGGUGGUGCAUCGAUCGCUGCGUCAACGUGGAGGGGUGGCAGCCCAACAUGAUUUUGGACGACGGAGGAGAUCUCACUCAUUGGAUCUACAAGAAAUAUCCCAACAUGUUCAAGAAGAUCAAGGGGAUCGUAGAGGAGAGCGUCACCGGUGUGCACAGGCUCUACCAGUUGUCCAAAGCAGGGAAACUCUGCGUCCCAGCCAUGAAUGUAAAUGACUCAGUAACGAAGCAGAAGUUUGACAACCUGUACUGCUGCAGAGAGUCCAUCUUGGACGGCCUGAAGAGGACGACAGACAUGAUGUUCGGAGGGAAGCAGGUGGUGGUGUGUGGCUAUGGGGAGGUGGGCAAGGGCUGCUGUGCGGCACUGAAGGCCAUGGGCUCCAUCGUCUACGUGACUGAGAUCGAUCCCAUCUGUGCCCUGCAGGCCUGCAUGGAUGGGUUCAGGCUCGUGAAACUCAAUGAAGUCAUCAGACAGGUGGACAUUGUCAUCACCUGCACAGGCAACAAGAAUGUAGUGACCAGGGAGCACCUGGACCGGAUGAAGAACAGCUGCAUCGUCUGCAACAUGGGGCACUCCAACACUGAGAUUGAUGUGGCAAGCCUGCGCACACCUGAGCUGACCUGGGAGCGGGUGAGGUCCCAGGUGGACCACGUCAUCUGGCCAGAUGGGAAGCGAAUAGUGCUGCUGGCGGAGGGCCGCCUGCUGAACCUGAGCUGCUCCACAGUGCCCACCUUCGUGCUGUCCAUCACUGCCACUACGCAGGCUUUGGCUCUGAUAGAGCUGUACAAUGCUCCUGAGGGCCGCUACAAGCAAGACGUGUACCUGCUGCCAAAGAAAAUGGAUGAGUAUGUGGCGAGCCUCCACCUCCCGACAUUCGACGCCCACCUGACAGAGCUCACGGACGAACAGGCCAAGUACCUGGGGCUGAACAAGAACGGGCCCUUCAAACCCAACUACUACAGGUAUUAAGUUCCUGCCACUGUAGCCACGAGGAACAGAACCCAAAUCCUUUCUCAACUACUGUACAGGAUGAAGCAGCGCAAGCUUGCUACGCUCGAGCCGGGCUUGCUCUCGUAGUAGACCGUGUGUUAGGUUAUUUAUUUAUUGAAUUAGAGUUCUGUGCGCGGCUCUGCCUCGUGUUCGUGCUGCCGCGGACUGGGAGACGCUCCGUUUCUUUCCCUUCGUUUCGUUUCUCUCUUUUUGGUCGUUCCCAUUCGGGGCUGUGUGAGGAUGAGGGUGAGGAAGGAGCUGAUAGGGUGGGGACUCCCCGGCGCUGCGCUGCUGCUCCGUUCCCAGUGCCAAGCUUUGCCGUGAACCAAAGUUUCCUUCCUGCUGCUCGCGCUGCUCCGAAUUACGGCCGGAGCGCAACGGCCGACAGCAUCCACGUCAGGUCCUCUGCAGCCUCAUUGGGAACACGCAGAGUCUGAUUUCCCGGUGACAUUCCUCCAUCAGAUCCAUCAAACCCCCUCUGGGCGGAGGAGCCACUUGCACCCUGUUGGUGUAGAGUUGGGAAUUGCGAUCGUUCCGCGGUGCCAAACCGCGACGCGUUGGAGACAAUGGAGGUUGGCCAACUGUUGGCCACAAAGUGGAGCUCCAGGGCGGUGUCCCAGCACUCCACGUCCCGUAGGCACCGCUCGAUCCAAGCAACUUCCUGAAGAAUCCUUCAUCCACCUCUGGUCGCUGCCUGCUGCAGGUCCUCGCCGUGUCCUCAACGUCACUCACGCACAAGAAAGGAGGAACUGUGGAAGCACGGCCCCGCAGCCACAUCCUGCAGCAAACAGUUCUUCCUGCUCCAGAACUGUGCCCAGAUUUGAGAUUUUGGGAAGAGUCCACGGAGCUGUUGGAUGUUUUAUGCUGGGGGCAGCACUGGGCCGAGCGUCCAUAUGUUGAGUGUUCCUACUCUAAGCUUCCCAACACUGAGCGUCCCUAUGUGGCUCAGUUUCCCAGUGCUGAGUAUCUACACACUGAGCACCCCAGCGUGGAGCUCAGCCCCCCAACAAUGAGCUCAGCACCCAACUUGGAUUUCUGGACCCCAACAAUGAGCUCAGCACCCAACUUGGAUCUCUGGACCCCAACAAUGAGCUCAGCACCCAACUUGGAUCUCUGGACCCAAACAAUGAGCUCAGCACCCAACUUGGAUCUCUGGACCCCAACAAUGAGCUCCGCACCCAACUUGGAUCUCUGGACCUCAACAAUGAGCUCAGCACCCAACUUGGAUCUCUGGACCCCAGCAUGGAGCUCAGCACCCCAACAUGGAGCUCUGGAUCCCCACAUGGAGCUCAGCACCCCAGCCAUGAGCUCAGCACCCCACACUGAGCUCUUCACUGCCCCAGGAUCAUCUCUCCCGGCGGCCGUGCCGAUUUCUAAGCCCUCAUUUAUCUUCAUUUAUCUUCCAGGUGAUAGGACAAAAAAAGAAUUUUUUUUAAAUUACCCCCAAAAUGGCCCCACCUUUUCCCACCUCUAUUUUUAAAGUUCUUCUCCGUGUCAUUCUGCUUCUCCUGUCAGCUUUUCCGCUUGCUUGGCUUUUCCUAAUCAAUCUGGAAUUAUAAUAUUCUGUGAUCAUCUCUAAAUUAAAAUGUGUAAUUUUUUUUUCUUCUUUUUUUUUUUAAUGUAACACAUUUUUAAAGAAUUAGGAAAAGGAGAUUUAGGUAACACCAGCAAAAUCGCAUAAGGAAAAUAAUUCAGUUCUGAUCUUUAGAAACAAAUGAGACAAACCCAUCAUCGUCAGCUGCAGAGAGGGCAGCAAAACUUGGAGAACAUUUUCAAAAGGAUGUUUUAAUUAUUGAUGUCUGAGUGAUUGUAUUAGAGCAGCAAUAAAGACUCUGUAAUCUCAAAACAGAAAUAAAACAUUGGAAAACCGA
Messenger RNA from Meleagris gallopavo (turkey), 3362 nucleotides. NCBI's taxonomy places the organism in Eukaryota, Metazoa, Chordata, Aves, Galliformes, Phasianidae. The record is from RefSeq and is a predicted model, not a curated record.